AUGGGCAUGUUCAUGACUAAACCUUCAACAGUGAAACACUCGGACGAUGGAGGUGAAUUCGAAAAAGGUCGAAUUCGUUAUGGUGUCAGUGGGAUGCAGGGAUGGCGUGUUUCAAUGGAAGAUGCACAUAUAGCAUUACCUGAACUAACAAGAUAUUCUAAUUUAAGUUUGUUUGGUGUUUUUGAUGGACAUGGAGGAUCUGUAAUUUCAGAAUGGGUAUCUAGGCAUAUUGAACAUAUAUUUGAGUCUGAACUGGAUAAUAUAGAAUGUGAUAUAAGGAAUGGAUUGUUAGAUUUGAUGAAAAAUGAUAAUAAGUUGCCCAACAAAAUUAUUACAAUAGCAGAAGCUUUACAAAGGACCUACAUUUUACUUGAUGAACAGAUGGCAUCCCCAGCAGCUAAACCUGAGCAACGGGCCAUUUAUGAUGAUCGUAAAUAUUCUGGUGAUAAUAAUCCACCAAGAACUUUUUUACAAGAACUUUUAGGUGGUGUUGAUGGUCAAAGACGAGUAUUACGUGUAGUAGAACAGAAUGGUAACAGAUGCCUUCAAAUAGUUUCAUUUGGUGAUGGGAAUAAUACAGAUGAGACUCAACAUUCAGAAAAUGAAAUAGAUUCUAUGGAAAGGGAAGAACAAAGUGAAGAUAAUAUGACUUCUAAGAAAGUAGAGGAAUAUAUUGAAGCAGAUAGUAAUAGUGGUAUAAUCCCAUUCCAUAGUGAUGUUGAAGAAAUAAAUGAUCCACCUAUUAUAGAUCCUGCUGAUAACAAAAACUUAGAUGAAGAUAUUGAGCAAGAUGAUAACUAUUUAGAUGAUUUAAGUGAUGUAGGUACUUGUAGUCCAGAACAUUGUGGAACUACAGCUGUUGUAGCUGUAUUUGUUCCUGCCAAUGAUACUGAUAUUUCUACACCUUAUUUAGUUGUAGCUAACGCAGGAGAUUCUAGAGCUGUUUUAAGUAGAUCUGGCCAGGCAAUAGCUUUGUCUCAUGAUCACAAGCCUGAAUUACCUUUGGAAAAUGACCGUAUAUUACGAGCUCAUGGUGUUGUUGAAAAUGGAAGAGUAGAUGGUAAUCUUAAUAUGUCAAGGACUCUUGGGGAUCUUCAAUACAAAAAUGAUGAAACUUUAAAGCCUGAAGAACAGAAGAUAACGGCAUUUCCGGAUAUUCGAAUUAUACCAUUAACUACUGAGGAUGAAUUUUGUAUUUUAGCUUGUGAUGGAAUCUGGGAUGUUGUAGACAAUCAGUUGUGUGUAGAUAUUGUAAGAAAAAAGAUGAUUCUUCAAAUGAGUCAGAAUCAACUUAAUUGCUUAUCUAAAGAACAAAGAAGAGAAUGUUUUACUAAUAAAGAUUUUCGUGAAUCUAAAGAACAAAUUUGUUCAUCUUCAUGUUUAGAUGGAUCUACUCCACUACCUCCACUUAGUAGUAUUCAACUAUCGAAAAUAUGUGAGGAGAUAUGUGAUGAGUGUUUGGCCCCUAAUCCUGUGGAAAGUGAGGGAAUUGGCUGUGAUAAUAUGACUAUGAUGAUUGUACAACUUGGUCCAACACUUCGCGAAAAGUCUACAGAACCCUCUGUUUCUUCAAGAAUUGGGACUUUUAUAGCUCGUAGACUAGAGGCUGCUACUCAUGCUCUUGAAAUUCAAAAGUCAGCAUCAUCUAGUGAUAAGGAAACUUCAGAUUCAGUUACUGUAAAUGAUUACCAGUCUAGAAAAUCUCCAGAUGCUGCAAUCUCAACUACACUUCCUACUGUUCCUUGGAUACCAAAGAAAGAAUUUCAUGUUACACUCUAUGGAUUUGGUAUAGAUGAUGGAAGGUUUGAUAAUAUACCUGAAUCAAGAUAA
Messenger RNA from Cryptosporidium muris RN66, 1830 nucleotides. Its product is annotated as protein phosphatase 2C, putative. The record is from RefSeq and is a predicted model, not a curated record. NCBI's taxonomy places the organism in Eukaryota, Apicomplexa, Conoidasida, Eucoccidiorida, Cryptosporidiidae. Gene Ontology annotation, molecular function: protein serine/threonine phosphatase activity; cation binding. The coding region runs from base 1 to 1830 and encodes 609 amino acids. The transcript has a single exon. Gene Ontology annotation, biological process: protein dephosphorylation.